Molecule: messenger RNA, 1917 nt
Organism: Sinocyclocheilus rhinocerous
Lineage: Eukaryota; Metazoa; Chordata; Actinopteri; Cypriniformes; Cyprinidae
Product: epidermal retinol dehydrogenase 2-like
Exons: 7
Coding region: 216-1142 (308 amino acids)
Cellular component (GO): lipid droplet
Molecular function (GO): oxidoreductase activity, acting on the CH-OH group of donors, NAD or NADP as acceptor
Source: RefSeq, a predicted model, not a curated record
AUGCCGCGCCCAUCACAUCCUGUCCCGUUAGUAGCUUACUCUCGGUACACAAAUACUGGACUUUGUCUUUCAGUAAACACGAAGUGUAAUAAUUGGGCAGGCAGAGCGAAGGUCGAUAAUCGAACCACUCGGUUAAAUGCUAAAUGAAUGGAGCAAACCUGCUGUUGUAUUAGUGAGCGAUAAUCGAAACGAGUGAGGAUCUAUUCAUCAUCAUCAUGCACUUUCUAUUGGAGACUCUUCAGGUGCUUUUCAUGUCACUGGUGUACAGCUUAGAAACUUUCGUUAGGUUAUUUAUACCGCCUCGAAUGAAGAAUGUCUCCGGGGAGAUCGUGUUGCUGACCGGGGCGGGCAGCGGCAUAGGUCGCCUCAUGGCCCUGGAGUUCGCGCGCCUGGGCGCGCGCCUUGUGCUGUGGGAUAUUAAUGAGAACGGUAAUAAAGAGACUGCUCGUAUGAUUAAAGAAACGCACGGAGUGCGAGCGUACACAUAUACCUGUGACUGCAGCGACCGGGAGGAAGUGUACAGAAUCGCAAACCAGGUAAAACGUGAGGUUGGUGAUAUCAUAAUUUUGAUAAAUAAUGCAGGAAUUGUUACUGGGAAGAAGUUCAUGGAAUCUCCUGAUUCACUCAUAGAGAAGUCUAUGGAGGUCAACAGUCUGGCACAUUUCUGGAUGUACAAGGCAUUUCUGCCAGCAAUGAUUGCUGCUAACCAUGGUCAUUUGGUCAGUAUUGCAAGCUCCGCUGGACUUAUUGGAGUAAAUGGACUGGCAGAUUAUUGCGCAAGUAAGUUUGCUGCAGUUGGCUUUGCUGAGUCAAUGGCACUAGAGCUGCUGGCCAUGGGCUGUGAUGGAGUGAAGACCACCAUAGUCUGCCCAUUUUUCAUUAACACUGGCAUGUUUGAUGGUGCCAACACAAAAUGGCCCAGAAUCAUGCCUAUUCUUGAGCCGGAGUAUGCGUGUAGGAAAAUAGUGGAUGCUGUUAGAAGGGAACAGGUUUAUCUUUAUAUGCCUCGAAGCAUCUACAUUGCCAUCGCUUUGAAGAAUCUUUUACCCACUAAAAUGGGUGUGCUGCUUGGUGAAUAUCUAGGAGCAUUCAACUUUAUGGCUAAGUUCAAAGGCCAAGGCCAUGGAAAAAAGAGCAAAUAAUUUCCACCACCAGAGGAAUUGAGAAACAACCAGUGGACCUGUUGGACAAAUCACAGAGAUAUGUGUCAGGAAACAAAUCAGAGUACUGCCACAAAGUACCAAGAGAGUGAAUAGAAUAGUUACACAUAAAACAAGCAUGAAAGCACUUCUUACAUUCAGCACUGUCUUAACCAUUACAAUUAACCAGUUUCCGUUUUUUGUUUUUUUUAUAACAGCGAUAAACUCAUCUUGAGCCAUUUGCACUUCAUUUGCACCCAAGAUAACAUUUUGAUGAAGAAAAACUGUGUCUUUGGCUUUAGAGGUUAUAAAUUGUAGAUGGUUAUUUCUGUUUUGUUUUUUUGUUUUUUAUGUCUUCUUGACCAAAACUGAACUACCUUCUAAUUAAUUGUUUAAUUGGUUUAUUAUUAUGGCUCUUAUUAAUACAUUUAUGUUAAUUAUAAUAUUGGUGUCACAAUCGUCUGUUCUAGGACUCUUAUUUUGAUGUUCAUUGCUUUCCAUUGUCCCUAUGUUCUCAUUUAUUGUGCUUAGUUCCUGUGUCCUUGGUUGCUAGUGUUCCUUCGUUGGUUUCCAUAGUUAAUCAUUUGAUGUGUUUGAAAUUGCCCCCUAUUCCUUCAUUCACUAUUCCCUACAUUAGUCCACUAAUAUAGUUCACUUGAAGAAGUGAAUGAAAACGAGUGAGCAAAUUCAGACAGAGUGCACCGGAAGGGCUGUCGCUUUUGCAUUGUUUGUGCUUGCAGUUUAAUAAUCAUAACUUAGCAAACUGGCAGCUCCAGUA